AUGUAUUUGUCAUUUUCCGCGGAAAGAUCUUGGCAGGAUGCACAAAGCACGUGCGAGCUGAUGGGCGGCCAUCUUGUAACCAUAACAACGCAGGAAGAAAACAACUUUGUCCUUGGCCUACGAGAUGACCCUUUAUCUGACACGUGGGUAGGCGCAAAUGACCUUUCGAUCGAGGGCGAUUUCAUCUGGGUAACAGGAGAGGAGUGGACGUACAGCAAAUCUACCAAUGCGGACGCGUGGGCUGGCUCUCAGGAUGAAAACGAUUGUAUGCUUAUUAAACGCAAUCAGUUUGAAAGUCUACUUUUCUCCAACAAAUUCGAUGACGCAAAUUGUAGCCGUUUAGUGAAGUUUGUCUGCGAAAUGUCGUUGUAG
Molecule: messenger RNA, 372 nt
Organism: Mya arenaria
Lineage: Eukaryota; Metazoa; Mollusca; Bivalvia; Myida; Myidae
Product: lectin BRA-3-like
Exons: 1
Coding region: 1-372 (123 amino acids)
Source: RefSeq, a predicted model, not a curated record